CUGUUUUGGGUCACGUGCAGAGAGGCGGCUCUCCCAGCGCUUUCGAUCGCAUAUUAGGUUGUCGUAUGGGCGCCGAAGCCGUGCUCGCGCUCUUAGAGGCCACACCCGAGUCCGAGGCCUGUGUUGUGUCAUUGGAUGGCAAUCAAGCUGUUAGAGUGCCUCUAAUGCAAUGCGUCGAAAAAACCAAAUCGGUGGCGGCGGCCAUGAAAGAGACCAAAUGGGAACAGGCGGUCAAACUGAGGGGCCGUAGCUUUGAGCGCAAUUUGGAGACAUACAAGAUGUUGACUCGAAUCAGACCACCGAAAUCGGUGAGCGAUGAACACAGUUCUGGUGGUUAUAGGCUGGCGGUGAUGCACGCGGGCGCCCCCUGUUGUGGUAUGAAUGCCGCCGUUCGCUCGUUUGUCCGCAAUGUCAUCUUCAGGGGCGACACUGUUCUCGGCAUUCACGAGGGUAUCGACGGC
Molecule: messenger RNA, 461 nt
Organism: Medioppia subpectinata
Lineage: Eukaryota; Metazoa; Arthropoda; Arachnida; Sarcoptiformes; Oppiidae
Source: the annotation of a GenBank genome assembly